UGGGAAUCCAUCAUCGUCUCGCCAACGAUCAAGCAAGAUGGUCCUUCCAGCAUAUAACACCAUUGCGUGGGGGCUGCUCAAGGGUUACCCCUGGUGGCCGGUGUAUGUAUUUGACCCAAAGAAGCUCCGUCCAGAUCUGUAUCAUCUCGGCUCGGCACACCAGCAGAUCUUGGAACAGGCCAAGGCAGAGCCGCACAAAUGGCGCAUCGUGUACUACUUUGCGUCAUACGACUUUGGCUUGCAUUCGUCGGCGCAGCUCAAAACGUGGGGCGGCAAGGACCACGAAACUUUCAAGGCGGGGUAUCCCGCGACGUCGUGCAUUGAACCCAAGGUGGUGGAACAGUUUUUGAACGCAUUGCGAGAAGUGGAGGACUACUUGUCAACAGACCCAAGCGAGCGCACGCUUCCAUAUAUCGACCCAUCCGAACUGGAUUCAAGCCUGAGUCCACCUCGUCCAGACGUCAUCGACUUGGCUGACUCUGACGACGACAGUCCCUCGGUCCCAACUAAUCCGACCCUCUUUCAAAGUCCCGUCGUACCGCGUUUACCUGCUCAGACGAGUGACGACGUGGUGUCGAGUGUCCCGUAUAACUCAUUGGCGUGGGCACGCCCUCAAGGGCUUCCUUGGUGGCCCGUCUACGUCUGUGACCCCUCACAACUCCGCGAAGAUUUGCAUCACUUGGGUCGCAACCACGUUCCCCUUCUCACACGCGCCAGAAACGAGCCGCACGAGAAUUGUUUGGUGUAUUACUUUGGCCGCUACAUGUUUGGACUGCUGAAAACAAAGGUUAAACCGUGGAAUUGCUCCGAACACAGCGUGUAUGAGAACGGGCACCCAAAGGAAACUUUUCACAAGCGCGUGGAGCUCGUCGACGAGUUUGCGAUCGCGUUGGCCGAAGCCAAGGCGUGCUUUCCAAGCAAUGGACGAUCGGGUCCCACGAUUCCGUAUUUGGAGGCGUCCGACUUGAAGAAAUCGCUUCCUGCCCCGCCGACUUUGGUGGUCCCCGCCUUGUCGCUGGGAUGGACAUCGAAGGACGGCUUCCCGUGGCUUCCAGUGUACGUGUUGGACCCAAGCACGGUCAACCCGGUCUUGAAUCACUUAGGCAACAAGCACGCGCAGGGGCUUCAAGAUGCGCUCGCCAACCCGGACGAGCUACGUCUAGUAUACAUCUUUGGGUGCCACGAAAUCAUCUCGCGGCCAAUCGGUGCCGUAAAGCCCUGGCAAGGUGCUCAACAUGCGAAUUUCGUAAGGGGGUUCCCGAAGUCAGUAAAAAACGCCGCGGCAUUGGAUACACUCGCGAAAGCGCUUGAGGAAGCCAAGAAUUUUAUCAAGGCAAGCAAAGACUCCCGACGCCUGCCGUUUAUGAACAAAGAAGACAUCCAGUUUCGUCGACAGGACGGUCCGUCGGCAAGUAAAGCAGCUCGGACCUCUGUCAACCCCAAGGCUGCGCCCCAGACGCCGUCAAAGAAAGGCAUCGGAGGCAGUCCAACGCAAGCUAAAAAGAAAAAGACAGCGCAAGCACGCUCAAAGUAUGCCGGAAGCCUCAGCUGGAUCAAACCAAUCAAUCAACCGUGGUGGCCCGUGUAUGUUUGCGACACACAAACCUUCCAGCCCAACUUGCACUUUUUGGGCAAGAGUCAUGCACCGCUCUUGGCCAAGGCAAAGGCCAACAUGACGCAGCACCGUUUGAUCUAUUACUUGGGAAGACAUGUGUUUGGACUACACAAGGCGUCCGAACUCCAGCCGUGGGAUUGCGCACACCAGUCGAAUUAUCUAAACGCGCCGCCGAUUCCAGGCAAUUCGGACGAAGAAUCCGCCGAGUUUACCUCUGCAAUCUCGGAAGCGCUGCGCUUUGCCGAAUGCGGCAAACUGGAAUAUAUAACACCGAAUGACGUGGACCCUACCGUGCCAUCUCCAGACAAACAAGUGAUUCCGUACAACUCGCUGGCGUGGGUCCUUCGGGAAGGGUUUCCUUGGAUGCCGGUGUACGUGUUCGACCCCAACCUUCUGAAGCCGUCGCUAGCCAACUUGGGAAAUGGCCACGCACCACUCAUGGAAAAUGCGAUCAAGCGACCGACUUUGUUUCGACUGGUGUACUACUUUGGCACGCACGAACUCGGCUUGCACAGAUCAAAGGGGGUGUUUCGUUCGUGGCUUGGCCCCGACCAUGACAACCUGGUUAAAGGCCUGCCCCGUUCCAUGUUUGUGAACAAGCAUGGUCGCGAAUGGCGCUCCAAGAAUCCGUUUAUGUUCACUAUUUUCGAGACUGCCAUGAACGAAGUUGCAGAUUUUGUGGCCCAAGCACCAUCGAAUCGAUUGCUUCCCCACCUCGUUCCAUCUGAUCUGACAUCAGGAUUCGUUCCUUUUACCCCGUUCAACGAGGGCGAGCGCCGCGGGAACGCCGGCAACGCGACCGACGAGGUAUACUCGAACGAGUCUGGCGACGACGACUGCCAUGGAAGGGAAGUCGACAGCGACCACGGACUUGACGUCGAUGAAGUUGUUCCUGGCCACAAGAUCCAAGUGCCGCCUCGUGGUCCGUAUGACGUAUUGGUAUGGUCGCCGAUUUCAAAGGUCCUGUGGCUGCCUGCAUACGUGUGCGACCCGUUCAAAAUGCGAUCGACAGUGGACACUUGGGGUAGCAAGUAUGUCGAAAUGCUCCAAACUGUCCGCGCUGCACCGAAUGACAAGCGGCUGGUGUACUUUUUUGGCGACCAUUGCUUUGGUGUGCGCCGCCCCACCGACAUGAUUCGACCGUGGAAUUGUCCCGAACAUGAACAAUUCAUGCGAAUUGCGCUCGAGCAGAACCCGAAUGCGUGGGACGAAGCUCAGGCGUACUCUUUGGAAGAUUCUGCGACGCGUUUGCUCCCUGGUUUUACAGAGACCGAAAUGCGACGAAGUGCCCGGGACUCACGUGCGUCGUCCGACGACGAAGAUGAAGGAUACGGUCCCAAGUUGCAUACCACGUCGGUGCAGUCGAAACCUGUGCGGCCGCGGGAUGUCGAAGUACCAUCUCAUUCCCCAAAACGUCGCAAAUCCAGCGCAUCCUCUGCACCAACAGACCCACGGAAACGGGUUCAACGGGCACAGCCCCCUCCCAUGGCGAAGAAACGAGUAGUGCCACCUACUCCGUCCACCACCGAGGCAAACCAAUCGUCGUGGAGAGGUCAAGGUGCCGCGAAAGGACAUGAACCGCCAGAGCCUUUGCAGGAACCAAGCUUGGAACAACCUGAAAAUUCGUCGACGAGUGAAGGAGAGAGCCAUAGCUGCUCCCCAAAAGAUUUGAAACCAAGUGAACCUAAACGCCACGAGCUCAAGAUUGCUCCAGUUGCCAUCCAAGACAUUCCAUUAAAUUCGUUGGCAUGGGCUCGCAUGAACGACACCCCGUGGUGGCCUGUAUAUGUUUGCGACGCCGAAAAGGUCCAGCCAUCACUCAAGCACAUGGGAACGCGCCAUAGAACCCUCCUGAACACGGCCAAGGAAUACCCCCACAGUCUUCGUCUCGUGUACAUCUUCGGCAGCUCUCCGUCGUUUGGGGUGUGCUCGAAAAACAUGACGUUAUGGCAAUGCGCCGAACACAGUGCCCUUCUGAAAGGCCAUCCAGCCCACGCUUUAUCUGGCCGUGUCAUGCGAGAUUUUACAAAAGCAGUGCGCGAUGCCGUGAAAUAUCAUGACACGGAUGCGUAUACGCGAUUGCUGCCAGAUAUGGCCGAGUCCGACAUGUCUCGAUACAUUCCUCCCCAAGUUCCGCAGAACUCAGUGGCGUGGGUGAAGACUGGAGACGACGCUCCAUGGCGCCCAGGAUUUCUAUGCGACCACAACGCAUUGGAUCCCUCCGAACACGAUCUCGGCAAGAUCAACGACCGGAUCAUGCGAAUCAUCCAGGACAAUCCAUUCCGAUACCGCAUCGUGUACUUUUUCGGUUCCCGGCAAUUCGGCGUCCUCAAGCCAAAGAGCUCAGUCCAGUGGUGGAACUGCCCCAACCACACGCAGUACGUCGAAGGAUACCCGUCAAAUUUGUGCGAAAAUAUCGAUUUGGAAUUUGCUGUCAAAGACACCGAGGCAUUUCUAGCAUCGGACCGGUUGUCAAACUUGUAUCCUUUUGACCAAGAAUCCGAGUCCCAUCGACUAAGGCAAUUCGACGACCGUGCAGCGCGAAAGCCAGCGCCAAAUCUCGCGCCUGCACCGGUGGCACCGUCUGUCGACUUGGCGUCGCCUCCGCCUUCGUCGGCUCCAGGCGAGCCACACAAAAACGAUGCUGCACCACCGAAGGCUCGACGCGGUCGUCAGAAAAAGCAACCAACCAUCAGCGACACGACCACGAUCGUAGGAGCCCCGCCGCCGGUGUCGACCACGUGGACAUCGAAUGCCUGCGUGUCGUGGGCGAAAGUUAAAGGUUACCCGUGGUGGCCAAGUUAUAUUUGCGAUCCCAACAAACUGCGAGACGAGCUGGUGCUACUAGGCAAUGGUCAUCGAUCGCAGUUGCAACAAGCAAGACAACGACCCACCACGCACAAGCUAGUGUACUACUUUGGCUCAAACAGCUUCGGUCUGCAAAUCGUGGACCCGUCCAAUCCUCAGUCCGUCAUUAAGCCGUGGAAUUGCGAAGACCACAAGCUCUUUCGCGGUGGAUAUCCCAUAAAGAUGAGUGCAGAUUCGAAAAACAUCGUGGACGAAUUCAAAGAUGCAGUCAAGGAAGCGGAGGCGUUCCUGGACGAAGAUCCGUCGAUGCGAUUGCUUCCGUACAUGGUCCCUACAGACAUGGACUUGACCCUGCGACGCCCACCCGAUUUCCCGAUCCCACUCAAUGCUAUGGUGUGGGCCCUCUGCGAUUCGUAUCCGUGGAUGCCGGCGUUCGUGUGUGACCCAUCCAAGUUACUAUGCAAUAAGGACAAGUUGAGUCCCCAGCAAAAGAAGUUGCUAGCUAGAGCCAUGGCCAAGCCUGACGAAUGCUGGCUCGUGUACUACUUUGGAGUGCGAACUUUUGCCCUGCAUAAAACCCGCGGGACAAUCAAGUUGUGGGACUGCAGCGAGUACCAAAACUUCGUGCGAGGGUAUGCCGAGUCGCUGAUUGUCGCCGACGACGCAUGGGAGGAGUUUGCGAAUGCGAUAGCUGAUGCAAAGGACUUUAUGUCCAAAGACGAAAACAGUCGGGAGCUGCCUGGUAUGGAGACGAUGGUUUUGCCCAUAGCACCCGAUGCCAUCGAUCUCACGUUGUCGCCCGAUUCAACCACCCAACGCAAAGCACGAAGCAUUCCAGAUUUGUCGCUCGAGGACGGGGUCGUCCCACCACAGCGUAGCAAGCGCUGUGAAGUCCGACCUGGAAUUCGCCACCAUCGAUUCAAACUUCCUGUUCAUCGCGAGGAAUACAUUAGUGCGAACAGCAACUUGAGUGAUGACGAAGCUGCGAUCGAUGAUGACGUCGAAGCAGGAAUUGCGGCUUCGAAUCGAAAGCUCAAGCAAACCAAGCGCGCCGUCGAUCUCGUCAGCUCAAGAAUGACCCCAGACGACUUCAAGUACAACCCUGCCCAGCGCCAAUUCUUGCAAGCUAUCGAAAUCAAAGCCGAAGUACCUGGCAAUGAAGCCGACGCUUCAACGCAUCGCUUGAAGCGACACAAAGGAGCAGCUAGUGAUGAGGCAUCCACCGACACAACCAUAGACGCGCCGAUCGUGGUCCAGCCAUCGGUUGUGAACCGCCCGAUCCCUCCCCUGGACGGUGAUCAUGGCAUUCAAAACAUGUCGGAAUCUGCCCCAUCGAUUGUGCCAGUUGAAAGUCCCUCGGACGAGAUGAAUUCGACUGGUGCCGCGUCUUCCCGAGUCAUGCAAGCAAAGGAGCAUGGUGCCGAAAUGAUCGAUGGUGCGGGUAACCUGAACGCGACUGAUGGCGUGGUUGGGACUGCACACGCUCGAACAGAAUGGAAGACUCAUGUCGAUGUGCAUUCCAAGCGUACGGCGGACGAGGUCGAAGAGCACAGUGUCGCUCCUGUCGAAUCGGCGAAUUUGACCAGCGAGUUGUCGGAUGAGGCAACGACCACACCGCUGUCAAGUAGUGCGCAUCACCGUGUGAUGUGGGCUUUUGUGGAUGGGCUUCGCUGGUGGCCCGUGCAUCCAAUCGAUGGAGUGAACGAAAAGGAUUUCACGACAGGUAUGGAACUGCCUUACUCGAUGGCACUCCUCCUUUCGAACCAACAGAACCUCAUGAUAUUGAAGUUGUACACUUCGGCACAUACAAACGGAGCUUGCUACCCUGGGAUGCAUUACGGCCUUGGCGCUGCGAAGAUCAUGCCGCAUGGGUCGCAAAUGCUGCCACGGAGGAAGGCUACAUGGGAGGAGAAUUCACACAUGCCAUAAAAGAAGCGGAAGUACCUUGAUUGGCAAUGGUAUGUGACGACAGACUAACGUACAUUGACUUAGGAUUUCUUGAAGACUGGGGACUGGACUGCAAGCUGGAGCCAGCCAAACCCUCUGAAGGAUGCGCUCGAUCACGCACCGUGUCAAGACGAGUCAAAUGCUUCACUUUCAAGCAACAAACCCGUCUGCCAUGAUCCCAUUGCACCUUCGGCAACUUCCGAAGCAGAGGUCGAUUAGCAGGACGGCUUCAUUUUAGCGUGGCAUUCAAAUUGUAAUCCCAAUUUUCCUUGUGCUCGGA
Aphanomyces invadans is the source of this 6650-nucleotide messenger RNA. RefSeq lists its product as hypothetical. The record is from RefSeq and is a predicted model, not a curated record. Lineage: Eukaryota; Oomycota; Saprolegniomycetes; Saprolegniales; Verrucalvaceae. The transcript has 38 exons. Bases 38 to 6352 code for a protein of 2104 amino acids.